Molecule: messenger RNA, 2061 nt
Organism: Mesitornis unicolor (brown roatelo)
Lineage: Eukaryota; Metazoa; Chordata; Aves; Mesitornithiformes; Mesitornithidae
Gene: MTHFR
Product: methylenetetrahydrofolate reductase (NAD(P)H)
Biological process (GO): tetrahydrofolate interconversion
Cellular component (GO): cytosol
Molecular function (GO): methylenetetrahydrofolate reductase [NAD(P)H] activity; FAD binding
Source: RefSeq, a predicted model, not a curated record
GCAGCCGCCCGCGAUGCACAGCGCCUGGCACCGCUGGCAGAGAGCUCACCAUGGUCAAUGAGACCCAGCAUACCUGCAGUGCCAGUUCCAGCUCCAAGUCCGAUGGUGGCAGCAGUAGCGGGAGCGAGAGCUCCAAGGACAGUUCACGCUGCUCCACCCCUGUCCUCGAUGCUGACCGUCAUGAGCGACUGCGGGAGAAGAUGCGCCGACGGCAGGACUCUGGAGACAAGUGGUUCUCCUUGGAGUUCUUCCCUCCACGCACAGCCAAUGCUGCUGUCAAUCUCAUCUCCAGGUUUGACCGUAUGGGAGCAGGUGGUCCACUCUUCAUUGAUGUGACGUGGCAUCCUGCAGGGGACCCAGGAUCUGACAAGGAAACCUCUUCCAUGAUAAUUGCCAACACUGCAGUCAACUACUGUGGCCUGGAGACCAUCCUGCACAUGACGUGCUGCAAUCAGACCAAGGAUGAUAUCACAGGGCAUCUGCAGAAGGCCAAGAGGCUCGGGUUAAAGAACAUCAUGGCAUUGCGUGGAGAUCCUGUCGGUGAGGAAUGGGAGGAAGAAGUAGAUGGCUUCAACUAUGCAGUUGACUUGGUUAAGCACAUUCGCAAUGAAUUUGAUGAUUACUUUGACAUCUGUGUGGCAGGCUACCCCAAAGGUCAUCCUGAAGCAGAGAGCUAUGAGGCAGACCUGAGGCACCUGAAGGAGAAAGUCUUUGCUGGGGCAGACUUCAUCAUUACGCAGCUUUUCUUUUCAGAAACCUUUCUCAAAUUCAUGAAGGACUGUCAAGCCAUUGGCAUCACCUGCCCCAUUAUUCCUGGCAUCUUCCCCAUACAGGGUUACCACUCCCUGCGCCAGCUGGUGAAGCUCUCCAAGCUGGAAGUGCCUCAAGAAAUCAAAGAUGUGAUUGAACCCAUCAAGGACAACGAUGCAGCUAUCCGGAACUAUGGGGUGGAGCUGGCAGUGUCCAUGUGCCGGGAGCUGUUGGAUAGUGGCAUGGUGCAUGGGCUCCAUUUUUACACCCUCAAUCGUGAAGUAGCUACUACCGAAGUCCUUAAGCGCCUGGGCAUAUGGAAGGAGGAUCCCAGGCGGCCUCUGCCCUGGGCAGUCAGCGCUCAUCCCAAGAGAAGAGUUGAAGAUGUUCGGCCAAUCUUCUGGGCCUCUAGGCCAAAGAGUUACAUCUACCGGACUCAAGAAUGGGACGAUUUCCCCAAUGGCCGAUGGGGUAACUCCUCCUCUCCAGCCUUUGGGGAACUGAAGGACUAUUAUCUCUUCUACCUGAAGAGCAAGUCUCCCCGGGAGGAGCUUCUGAAGAUGUGGGGAGAAGAGCUGACUGGUGAGGAAAGCGUCUUUGAAGUGUUCACAUGUUACAUCACUGGAGAACCCAACAAGAAUGGGUACAAGGUUACGUGUAUGCCUUGGAAUGAUGACCCUCUUGCUACUGAAACCAACCUUCUGAAGGAUCAGCUGGAGAAGGUUAACAGACGAGGAAUCCUGACCAUCAACUCCCAGCCAAAUAUCAACGGCAAACCAUCCACAGACCCCAUUGUAGGCUGGGGGCCAAGUGGCGGUUAUGUUUUCCAGAAGGCAUACCUAGAGUUCUUCACCUCCAGUGAGAUCGUCACAGUGCUGCUCAAAGUGCUGAAGAAGUACGAGUUGCGAGUGAAUUACCACAUUGUCAAUGUCAAGGGCCAGAAUAUCACCAAUGCUCCAGAUCUGCAGCCCAAUGCUGUCACCUGGGGCAUCUUCCCAGGCAGAGAGAUCAUCCAGCCCACUGUAGUGGAUCCUGUAAGCUUCCUCUCCUGGAAGGAUGAGGCCUUUGCACUGUGGAUCGAGCAAUGGGCCAAGCUCUAUGAAGAGGAAUCGCCCUCUCGCAUGAUCAUCCAGUAUAUCCAUGACAACUACUAUUUAGUCAACCUGGUGGACAAUGACUUCCCACUUGAAAACUGCCUCUGGCAGGUUGUGGAUGAUACUUUUGAGCUGUUGAACUCUCCGACUCAGCAGUGAAAAUUCCUCUUCUGAUCCCUUCCUCUUUCUGUCCACUGACUGUGGAGAGAGAAAAAGC